CAAAAAGCAUUGAACAGAGAAGAAUCAAAUUUCCAAAUGGGGAAGCUAGCAAAACAAUUAAUCCGAUGAGACUGUUUUACCUUUCUUCUCCCAAGUCUUGCUGAUUGAUGUUUGUUGGACUUCUCCUUCUUCAACUAUCCACCUUCGUCUUUCUUCCUUCUCCUCUCUCCUCUUCUUUCUCGAUCAAAGUACAGGCAACGCUCAUGGGCAUGGCGGAUCCUAAUAUCGUUGUGAACGGUGACUUCUCUGCUGGGACUGAAUCUUGGUAUCCUAACGGAUGUGAAGCGUUUGUUGUUUCUUCUGAUCCAUUUAUCUCAGAGGCAACGUCUGCUGAAUCCUCGAGCGGUGGGUAUGUCGUUGUUACUAAUAGGAAAGACACUUGGCAAGGUCUUGAACAAGACAUUACAUCCCGAGUUUCUCCUGGAACUACUUAUACUGUAUCAGCUUGUGUCGGUGUGUCUGGUGCUUUCCAUGAAUCAGCUGAGGUUCUUGCUACUGUGAGGCUUGAGCAUGAAGCCUCGCCUACCGAGUAUUUGUUCAUCGGGAAAACAUUUGCCUCAGGAGACAAGUGGGUUGAUCUUGAAGGAACGUUUUCCAUAUCAAAUAUGCCCGACCGUGUUGUUCUCUAUUUGGAAGGUCCAGCUCCAGGGAAAGAUCUACUUAUACGCUCAGUUACUGUUAGAUCAUCCACUACAAGUGAUUUCCAGUAUACCAAAGAAAACACAGAAGCUUCCAGUGGCUUUCCUCCUGCUUUGAAUAUCAUCAAAAAUCAUGACUUCUCUGAUGGGUUGUAUUCUUGGAAUGCCAACAGUUGUGAUUCAUUUGUUGUUAGUAGCAACGACUGUAACUUAGAAUCAUAUGCGGUUGUUAAUAACCGAAGCGAAACCUGGCAAGGACUGGAGCAAGAUAUCACAGACAGAGUUUCUCCUGGCUGUUCAUAUAAAGUCUCUGCUAGUGUUAGUGUAUCAGGACCUAUUCUUGGGUCGGCGCAGGUCUUGGCCACUUUAAGGUUAGAGCAUCAAAGCUCAGCAACGGAAUAUCAAGGAAUUGGAAAAAUUUAUGCUUCGAAAGAUAUUUGGAAAACUCUGGAAGGCACUUUCCUACUGUCAGGAAGACCUGACCGAGUUGUAUUCUUCUUGGAAGGGCCAUCUCCUGGGAUUGACCUUCUUAUAAAGUCCGUCACCAUUCAUUGCGAAAGCGAUAAUCAGUUUGAGAAGAGAAGCCGAGAAUUCUGCCCAGCUCCUGAAUAUGAUCACAUCUUCCUGAAUUCAAGCUUUUCCGAUGGCCUCAAUCAUUGGUCUGGAAGAGGGUGCAAUCUUAUGUUGCAUGAAUCUCUAGCUAAUGGGAAGAUACUACCGCAUUCUGGAACGUGUUUCGCUUCUGCAUCAGAACGCACACACAAGUGGAGCGGAAUCGAACAGGAUAUAACUGAAAGAGUCCAGCGAAAACUCAUUUAUGAAGCAUCUUCUGUUGUUCGACUAUCGCAUAGCCAUCAGACUGUGCAGGCCACUUUGUAUGUUCAAUACCUUGACCAACGUGAAGAGUACAUAGGCAUUUCCAGUGUUCAAGCACAACACGACGAUUGGGUACAGCUAAAAGGAAAGUUCCUCUUGAAUGGAUCUCCAGCUAGAGCAGUUGUUUACAUUGAAGGACCACCACCAGGGAUUGAUGUUUUUGUCGACCAUUUCGUUGUAAAGCCUGCAGAGAAAGACACUCCUUCAAGACGACCAUAUACUGAGAGUCAUGCUUUUGGGAUGAACAUAGUUUCGAAUAGCCACCUAAGCGAUGGAACAAUCGAUGGUUGGUUCCCUCUUGGAAACUGCCAUUUAAAAGUUGGAGAAGGCUCUCCUAGGAUAUUACCUCCACUGGCGAGAGACUCACUUACAUCAACACAUGGAUAUCUAUCUGGAAAAUAUGUGCUCGCGACAAACCGUAGUGGAACAUGGAUGGGUCCUGCUCAGAUGAUAACUGACAGAGUGGAGCUGUUUCUAACAUACCAGGUCUCAGCUUGGGUUAAAAUCGGCUCAGGAGGACUUACCAGUUCACAGGACGUAAAUAUCGCACUCAGUGUUGAUGGUAAAUGGGUUAAUGGAGGAAAAGUUGAGGUCGAUGAUGGCGAUUGGCAUGAAGUUGUGGGUUCAUUUAGAAUCGAGAAGCAAGCAAAAGAAAUUAUGCUUCAUGUCCAGGGUCCGUCUCCUGGUGUUGAUCUUAUGGUUUCAGGUCUCCAGAUUUUUGCUGUUGAUCAUAAGCUACGGUUGAAUUAUCUCAGAGGACAAGCUGAUGUGGUUCGAAAACGCAAUGUUUGCCUCAAAUUCUCAGGUUUAGAUCCUAGCGAAUUGUCUGGCGCAACAGUGAAGAUCAGACAGACACGUAACAGUUUCCCACUCGGGUCGUGCAUUAGUCGGAGCAAUAUAGAUAACAAAGACUUUGUCGAUUUCUUUCUUAACAAUUUCAACUGGGCAGUGUUUGGUAAUGAGCUGAAAUGGUACUGGACAGAGCCAGAGCAAGGGAACUUCAAUUACCGGGACGCAGAUGAGAUGCUAGAAUUCUGUGAGAGGUACAACAUAGAAACCCGAGGCCAUUGCAUAUUCUGGGAGGUAGAGUCCGCUAUUCAACCGUGGGUCCAACAGCUGAGCGGUUCCGAGCUAGAAGCAGCGGUUGAGAACCGCGUAACAGAUCUUCUUACCCGUUACAAUGGGAAAUUUAGACACUACGAUGUGAACAAUGAAAUGCUUCACGGAUCGUUCUAUCGAGAUCGACUAGGCUCUGAUGCAAGAGCAAAAAUGUUCAAGGCUGCGCACGAGUUAGACCCCUCAGCGACUCUGUUUCUGAAUGAAUAUCACAUAGAAGACGGAUUUGACUCGAGGUCAUCCCCUGAGAAGUACAUAAAACUCGUACACAAGCUGCAAAAAAAAGGUGCACCCGUGGGAGGAAUCGGGAUUCAAGGACAUAUAACCAGUCCGGUCGGUCACAUUGUCCGUUCUGCUUUAGACAAGCUAAGCACACUGGGGUUACCCAUCUGGUUCACGGAGCUCGAUGUGUCCUCGAUAAAUGAACAUAUAAGGGGAGAUGAUCUGGAGGUGAUGUUAUGGGAGGCGUUUGCUCAUCCAGCGGUUGAAGGAGUGAUGCUUUGGGGAUUCUGGGAGCUGUUUAUGAGCAGAGAACACGCGCAUUUGGUGAACGCGGAUGGUGAAGUCAACGAAGCCGGGAAGAGGUUUCUUGAGAUGAAACGAGAGUGGUUGACUUUUGUGGAUGGAGUGAUCGAGGAUGAAGGAGGACUGGAGUUUAGAGGUUAUCAUGGGAGUUACACAGUAGAAGUUGUUACUUCGGAGAGCAAGUACGUGACGAACUUUGUUGUUGACAAAGGCAAUUCUCCGAUUGAUGUCAUUAUAAAUCUUUGAGGUUUCAUUGUAACUGACAAGUAAAGAUGAACGUACAAUGGCAAAAAAAUGUAAGCCCUUGUCUUUGUUUUCUUGUGGA
Messenger RNA from Capsella rubella, 3480 nucleotides. Its product is annotated as endo-1,4-beta-xylanase A. Lineage: Eukaryota; Viridiplantae; Streptophyta; Magnoliopsida; Brassicales; Brassicaceae. Bases 108 to 3401 code for a protein of 1097 amino acids. The transcript has 9 exons. Gene Ontology annotation, molecular function: hydrolase activity, hydrolyzing O-glycosyl compounds. Gene Ontology annotation, biological process: carbohydrate metabolic process. The record is from RefSeq and is a predicted model, not a curated record.